UAUCGAAAAUCUAAGAAAUACUUUCGACCUCACAAAAUGGGUAAUAAAGCCUCAGGUGGAGCUUAUGGCGUGCCAAAAGGUAUACAACCAUCAGCUAAUAGACACAUCUUUGUAAGCUACUGCCAUAAAGACAAAAUGUUGGUGAAUAAAAUAUAUAAAGGGUUGAAGGAUGACGGUUUCGAUGUUUGGAUUGAUCAAGAAAACAUGGGAGGUAACCUACUAGAAGGAAUGGCUAAAGCUGUUGAAGACUCGUGGGUUGUCCUUAUUUGUAUGUCUGAACACUACCAGAGCAGCCCCUACUGUAAAAUAGAAACUGAAUACACAGUCAUGCAGCAUAAAGAAUACAUUAUGCUUAAAAUGCAGGAAAACUUUUCCCCUAAUGGCUGGCUAGGUGUUACACAAGGGGCCAAAAAAUUCUACAACUUUAGUAAAUCUGGCAAUUAUGAUAGCAUGCUCAAGGAAUUAAUCACAGAGUUGCAGGCAGUACGUCAUCGGGUUUUGCUGGACCUAAAACAAGUGCCAAAAGCUCAAGAGAAGAAAUCCCCUACAACAAGUACGACUCAGCCAUCUCUGCCCACGGCAUCUGAAACAAGAGAGCCAACGAAUGCUGAAAUGCCAACACCACCUAUUACUGAACCACCGCCACGGGAAACUACACCGCCUGCUCAAGAGAAGAAAUCCCCUACAACAAGUACGACUCAGCCAUCUCUGCCCACGGCAUCUGAAACAAGAGAGCCAACGAAUGCUGAAAUGCCAACACCACCUAUUACUGAACCACCGCCACGGGAAACUACACCGCCUGGUACUUGA
Molecule: messenger RNA, 810 nt
Organism: Physella acuta
Lineage: Eukaryota; Metazoa; Mollusca; Gastropoda; Physidae
Product: UV excision repair protein RAD23 homolog B-like
Biological process (GO): signal transduction
Source: RefSeq, a predicted model, not a curated record